ACCUCUUGUACCUCCUGAGCUGCAGAGAUGUGUCCACUAUCCCACAACUUGCCCGCCUACUUUGACCGAGUACCACAGAGCUUUUCCUGAUCAGUCCUCCUGAACAUGUCGACUCUCCCUUGAGUUUGUUGGGGAUUCCUUUUCGUGGAAUCUUUCCGCGUCGAGGCUUGGUCGCCGGACGGGGCUUAUCAAUACUGCAUCAAUCGAGCAUCAGAUUCGCAUCACAAUAGCGAUCGAGUGACAAAGGCGCAGCUUCUAUCUACUCCAAGCCUCUCACGAUCCUGCAGGAAAUGCCAUUGGCGUCAACAUGGCCUACUCAAUGAGCCUCAAACUCACCCCUUCCGAGCUCGAAGAGCGCCGUCACCAGCUCAACAGGGCGGGUUUUCAUGCGUGGCUCUCCCCAAUCAUCCUCCUGGUGGUGGCAUAUCUGUGUCGACGCUACUUUCAUGCAGUGUUUUUGUCAUCCAAGUCGCCAGCGUCAGCAUCUCGCUCGCCACACGUGUCGCAGGUGCAGCUGUUCCUCAGACGCGCGGAAUGGAUCCUACAGACGACAUACAUACCCGAGUUUGGCCCCCUGUCUGUCCAGCUGCUGGCGUUGAUGUAUACAGCGUGGCUCCUUUACCUCACAUUCCACAACACGGGAGAAGAUUACAUGCAUCUCACCAAGGCGUUCGGACAUGUAGCCAUCUCCCAACUCCCAAUGCAUUACCUUCUCUCCCUUAAACAUACAACAUACUCGCCCCUCAGGUGGGCCACGGGCCUAACGCACGAACGCCUCAACGCAGUCCACCGCAUCUUCGGGCGCAUAGUUCACGCCUUCUUAGCCACUCACGCCGUUCUCUAUCUCCGGUUUUUUGUCAAAAUGGGUCUUCUGCCGAAACGGAUCAAGGACCCCGACGUCCGGUUUGGGAUCCUGGCGUUCUGGAUGUUCAAUUUCUUGGGUGUACUGAGUCUGCCCGUCGUGAGGAGGAAAAUGUACCACUUCCUGUUCUACAGGAGUCACGUCUUGUUGAGCGCCCUCGUCAUUCCGGUCUUGUGGGCCCAUGUGCCUUACACGAGGUUCUACGUGGCGCAAGUUGCAGUGAUUUGGAUUCUUGGAGGAUGGUCGAGGAGCAGGAGCGGGGUGACGAGCGUGCAGGAGUUGAGAUGUGAGAACAUCCCCGGCACGCAGCUUGUGCGGGUGAGCUUUCUCGUGGAUAAGACCAGUGCACUGGCCCAGGCGAUUCCAGGACAGCACGUUUAUGUCCGCCGUCGCGGGGGCCUGAUCGGUCCAAAGACGCCGUUUUCGAUUGCGAACGUGCACCUCUCGGCCAAAGACGGGAAGGAGCAAAUGGUGGAAGUGAUGCUUGUGCUCUGGAACACGGGCGGCCCGGGGACGUCUUCUCUGGCAGCCCUCUCCAAGCCCAAAGUCGAUGAGGCGGCGGAUGAGAUGCAGAUCGAAGGCCCCUACGGCGAAGCCAGCGUGUACAUGCCUGCGAUCCUCCGCUCGGACCCGGGCGAUCCGGUCCUUCUCGUCGCCGGUGGCAUAGGCGCCACGUACGUCCUGCCGAUAUACAUCGCUCUGUUGAAUUCGCGCCGCCGACGCCGCGCAGAGGGAGCAAUGGGACGCAUCAAGAUGGUGUGGCUGAUCAAGACCCCCGCCGAUGCGCGAUGGGGCAUUGAGCUGCUCGUGAGCCGCCUUCGCGAGGGCCUCGUGCUGGACGUUGACAUAUACAUUACCACCGUCUCCUCAGCCAUGGACGAACUCGACUCGUCUUCGCUCCCCUCCUCGCUUCUGUUGAAGAAACAUGGUCUCCAUCUGCACCAGCUCGGCCACCGUCCCAGCCUUGGUCCGAUCAUCGACGAAGUGUUUGGCUCUUCUCCUGUUUCUUCUUCUUCGUCUUCGGCUUCUCUCUCCCCAUCAUUCCACGACGAGAGAAGCUCCCUCGAGCUAGACGGCCAAGUCACAGUCUUUGUGUGCGGUCCACGCGGUCUGUCCACCGACGUGAGGGCCCUCGUUGGAGGACGGGUCAUCGGCGAGGGGAGGAGGGUGCGGUGGUUCGAGGAGGUGUUUGGGUUUGGUGGGAGUUGAGGGCGGCGUUGCCUCUUGGGUUGUUAUCAAAAUACCGUCUCACGCUGAAAAGCGGUGGGAUCGAGUGUGGAUCUCGGUAUGUAAUCAUAUUCUAUGGUAUUCGGUCAUAUAAGACUAUGUCAAGGUACAUUAUUGCCAUGGGACAAGACGAUCCUCCAACCCUGUCCUUGACACGUUAUACUUAAUAGGACUUUUGCCAUC
This is a messenger RNA of Cladophialophora immunda, 2272 nucleotides long. RefSeq lists its product as uncharacterized. The coding region runs from base 308 to 2071 and encodes 587 amino acids. The record is from RefSeq and is a predicted model, not a curated record. Gene Ontology annotation, cellular component: plasma membrane. Gene Ontology annotation, molecular function: ferric-chelate reductase activity. The transcript has a single exon. NCBI's taxonomy places the organism in Eukaryota, Fungi, Ascomycota, Eurotiomycetes, Chaetothyriales, Herpotrichiellaceae. Gene Ontology annotation, biological process: iron ion transport; copper ion import; intracellular iron ion homeostasis.